AUGGGAGGAUAUAAUAGCAAACUUAUAGUAUCAAAAGAUGAUUCAAAUCACACGGACAGGGUGAAUAUAGUUGAUACAAACGAGAAUUUUAAAUCGACGGACGGCUAUCGAGUGGAUGAAAAACUGGUCAGUGCUCGUCAGUGUAUGAAAAUGGACUUACAAAAUCCCUCGGACUCUGUCAUACCAAGCAGGGGUGAGAUAAUGAUCGUAUUGUAUGAUUUUGCUGAAUCAAUGAGCUCUCAAAUCAGCAUAAAGAGGGGUGAGUUAGUUCGCCUUCUAAGUUACAGUCCUGCUGGAGACUGGUCUGAAGUAGAAGCUUCCCUUGUCUUACAACCAAUUUCCAAGACUGGACCUGGUAGCUCCACUUCUGGGUCAGAAAGUCAUCCAUCCCAGUGUAAAAGUGGAGCUAAUACAAAACAUAAUCAGGAGUCUGCCAGCGAAACUGGAAGUAAUGUAAAUGUUUCCUGCAUGUAUUUUUUCAAUAAUUACCGACGUGGAUGGGUGCCAACAAGCUACUUAGCCACUGCAAAUGUCUUUCAGAAUUCUGUAACCCAGAAACAAGUUUUCCCUUCUCAGCAGCUAGUUACUUGUGGUAGUUCGGAAAAAGCAAGUUGUUCAAUAAAUUCUUCCCACUUGGUCAAUCAACAAGCCGUCUUUACAAAUGACCAUAUACAGCCCAGAGUAUCGAAUGUACCUAAUAAGGGUCCACUCCAUCCCGUUAUUAUGGAUUCAUCACCCUUAAGUCUUUUGGAACCAAGCCUUCUGCCCUACACAUGGUACCAUGGUGCUGUUUCAAGACAAGCUGGAGAGCACCUUCUUCGGAGUGGUAUUACCGGCUCUUUUCUUGUCAGAGCAUCAGAAUCUGCACCUGGUCAACUUUCCGUUACUGUACGUCAUUUAGGAAGAGUAUAUCAUUAUCGGAUUAGCCAAGACAGCAGGGGAAUGUUUUAUAUAACAGAAGCUCAUCGAUUUCCAAAUGUUGUACAAUUAAUUGAGCAUCAUUCUCGUUCUGCUGAUGGAUUAGUUUGCCCACUUCUUUAUCCUGUCCCGAAACCACAAUUUUUAAGUCAACCUAUGCAACAAUCGUGUUAUUCAUCUGUCCCACAAACACUGUCCAAUUCACGAGUACCUGGUCAGAAUCAAUUUGAAGCGAAUUCUAUUUCACCUCAAUCGAAUAAUGAAAUGUCCAACUUCCCUGUACAUCAUCAUAUAAAUGCUGUACAACAUGUACCUAAACCGUUUCAUUCAGGUCAUGUAAAUAAUUCUGAAAGAUUAAGUGCUUGCAGUGAUUCUAUUGGUAGUAUGGAAUUUGAUGGAUGGGAAAUUGAUCGGUCGGAGAUUAUUAUGCGUCAAAAGUUGGGCUGUGGUCAAUAUGGUGAUGUGUAUGAAGCUGUAUGGAAGCGUUUCAAUUCUGUUGUUGCAGUGAAAACACUGAAACAAGAUGUCAAUCUGAAUGUAAAUGAUUUCCUUAAAGAAGCGGCUAUUAUGAAGAAAUUACGCAACAGAAACUUGGUACAAUUAUUGGGUGUAUGUACACGAGAACCACCACUUUACUUAAUCACUGAAUAUAUGCCAAAUGGGAAUUUACUAAAUUAUCUACGCACACGUAGUCCAGGUGAAUUAACUCCACUUACUUUAUUGUAUAUGGCUGUACAAAUUGCCUCUGGUAUGGCAUAUUUAGAAGCUAAUAACUUUAUUCACAGGGAUUUGGCUGCAAGAAACUGUCUGGUUGGUGAGCGACACUUGAUUAAAGUAGCUGAUUUUGGCCUUGCUCGAUAUAUGCAACGUCAAGACACAUACACUGCUAGAAAUGGUGCCAAAUUCCCAAUUAAAUGGACUGCUCCUGAAGGCCUUUCUUAUUAUAUUUUCUCAUCAAAAUCUGAUGUAUGGGCUUUUGGUGUUGUUUUAUGGGAACUUGCUACAUAUGGUCUUUCGCCUUAUCCAGGAGUUGAACUGCAUGAUGUUUAUCAUCUUUUAGAAAAAGGCUACAGAAUGGAACGACCACAUGGAUGUCCAGAAGCAGUCUAUUCUAUUAUGUUAAGAUGCUGGGCUUGGGAUCCAAAUUUACGACCAUCAUUCAGUGAAAUACACGCGGAACUUGAACAGAUGUAUGCAACUAUGAAUAUUGAAGCAGAAGUUGCUAUGGAAUUAGAGAAACAACAAACUGGUAAUUUUAUACCACAAGCACCACCACCACCACAGCAACAUCAACAACAACAUCAACAAUCUACUGGUUCACAUAGAUUUACAGAUAUUCAUCAAUCACAUGAUUUUCAAGGGAAUUCAAUCAAUCAACAAAUGAUAAAUGUUGGUGGUGGUUUUAAAGAAUCAUCAUUCGCAGAAAAUAUGACCUCUGAUCAGCAUCAACAUCAGCAACAUCCUCAUCAUUCUCAGAUGUUAUUCAAACAGAUGAAUUCUAUUCCGCCUAGUUGUAAUUUUGAACAGAAUUGUCAAAAUCCUGGUGUUAUAUCAUCAUCCUCGUAUGUUACAAUGAAUACAACUGGAUAUCCUAUUAAUCAGCAUCAUCAUAAUAAUAAUAUUGAUAAUAUUACUUCAUCAAGUAAUUGUAUAAAACAAGAUAAAGUGAUAUUUAUCGAUCAAAAUCGUUUGUCCAAUAAAGAGAAAACUCAAGGUGCGCCUUCUUCAUCAUCCUCUGCUGCUGCUGCUGUUGCUAGCGGUGGGGGAGUUGAUCAUUUCAAUAGUCAUAUCACUGAUGCACUAGCAAUGGUUUCACUUGAUGAUAAUGAAGAGAAGAAUAAGAAACGUUUUCUAAAUCAUGAUAUUCAUCCAAUUCAGUGUGAAAAUAAUUCUGAUUUAAAUUCAAAUCAUAUUCUUUUACCAACUAGUAAUCUUGGUCAGAUUAGAUUCUUACCAAAUUCUGUAGCCUCCUCAUGCUCUCCACAAAUGACACCAAUACUGAUUGAAUCUGGACAAAAUGGAUUCCCCACUUCUGUACAGUGUCAAACAACACAAUUUCCAAAUGGCUUGACACACAUCCAGUAUUCACCAGCUUCAUCACCUGACAAUGGAUGUCAGCCUAUUGGUGAAAAGUUGUGUUAUUUUAUCCCGGUUAGUAGUAGUAGUUCUUCAUAUCAACCGAAUUCAUCGCAUACUACCUCUACAAAUAUUAUUACAUCGAAUCUCAAUCAAUUUUCUAAUAUCAGUACAAUUUCACCUGUUUCUAAAAUAUCUCAUCCACAUAUGAUGAAUUCAACAAAAGUAAUCAAUGAUAAAUUGUCUAUUCGACCUAAUCGUUCAGUUCAUCAUCGUAAUACUACUACUACUACUACUCCUGCGAGUAAUACUCAAAAUGGCAAUCAACAGAACGGUACAACACGAAGUCAAGACACAGAUACACCAGAUGAAAGUGGUGUUGGUGAAUCGAUUAUAUCGAAUGAAUCACCAGCAGAGAGUAGAGCAUGCGGUGGUGGUGUUGGUGGCAGUAUUGGUGUUACUGGAACGAUUAACAGUGCUGCAUCAAAUUCUGUUGCAUGCAAUACACCUAGCCAAGUUGACUGGCGGUUAAAUAUGCCUUUUGAAAUACCUCUGCCAACUGAUCAUCCUUCACAUCAUCAGUUUAAUGCACCAGUUAUUGUGUCUCACUCGAAUGGUAUCCAACAGCAACAACAACAGCCUUCUCAUCCACACGUUGUACUGCAUAGUUCUCAUUUCUCUACAGCUACAACUCAAUUCACUGUAAAUCCAAUGGAUCAAUUUUCGACAAUACCACCACAAGAUCGUAUAGGCAGUUAUUUGAAAAGUUUGGGUGAAUUAGAUACUAAUCGUAGGAUGGAGAUAUUUCAUUCUUAUCAAUUACAACAAAAUCAAAAUUGUCCAAAUUCAACUGAUUCAAUGAAUACUAAGAACUUGAAUCCAUCGAAUUUCUUGCAUUAUCCGCCACCACCACCACCCCCACCUCCUCCUUCUUUUCCACCUCCUCCCACAGCACAACCAACAACACUAGCGACAUCAGCAACUGGAUGCACUGUGUCAUUGCCUACAUCGACUGAUGGGGCAUCCCAAUUGAGUCUGCAUUUAAGUCCAACUAGCGAACCGUCUAAAUCAAGUAUUUCUCAGUCUCAAUUUGUUGGAAAAUUUAAUGAACAAGCCUUUCAACCGAAUGGAAUACUAGAAAAUGAAUUAAUUACAGAACGUAAUCAAUCGAAUGAUUGUUCCUUGAAUAGUAUUAGUUCACGGAAUCAUUCAAAAAAUUUCUGUGAACCAAUUAAAUCGGUUCAUAAUAAUAAUCGGGAUGAUGAUGAUGUUGAUACCUCUUCGAAAAAUAAAGAUACACCACCACAUCCUUAUACAUUUUCACAUUCAAAAGUCUCUCAUAUACGUCGACGGAAUAAACAACUCGACAUGGAACGUGGUGGUGGUAGUAGUGACUCACAUUUUGACUGUCCAAAUGGACGUCGGCAUAUAUGUGAUGAUCGAUCAGAAGAAGAAUCAAAUACAGAAGAAGUACCAAGAUCAUUCGAAGAUGAAACUUUAUCUAUUGCAUCUGAUUCACCGAAUAAUUCUCAAGAUAAUUCAUCAUCAAUUAAACCAGAUGCUUCUGCUGCUGCCGGUGCCGGUGCCGCCGCUGACCUUUCAGGUGAUGGUGACGAUGAUGUUGAUGAUGACGAAGAUGAAGAUGAUGAUGUUUAUCAAGCACCCGAUUGUUACUACUUACCUAAUCAUACUAAUCAAAAUUCACAAAAUCUUCAUCCUAAUCCUUUAUCAACUAAUCCAUCAUUGAAGUAUCUAUUUGAACAAGUUGUAGAAUUACUCAAUCAGAGUAAAAAUCUUAUUGAUAACUCUGAACAUGACAGUGGAAAUUCACAGUCUACUUAUACUAAACUAUGCCAAAGCAUAGACACUUUCAGAAUUGACUUAGAAGCUCAUAUUGUCCAAUAUAUUGAUGAUAUUAAUUCAAAUCUUGUUAAAGAUAUUUUAAUUUCAUGUGAUAAUUUAAGUAAACAAACUGCAGACUGCCUUUUGCAUUUAAAACCUACAGAGAAUAAAUAUCCACUGAAUUCGUGUUAUAAGUGUUUAAAAGACCUACACGAUUAUCUAUAUCAAUUGUUGGAUAAAUCAAAAUCUACGCCAAUCGCCACUAAUACAAGUUCAUCAGUCUCUGGUGGUGUCAAUCAAACUCAUUCCGAGGAUCAAUCUUUCAAUACAACAACUACUGCUAGUCCUACUCCUGCUCCUGCUGCUCCCACUACUACUACAACUCAUGUAUUCGGCAAGGUUUGAUCUCUCUCUCUCUCUCUCUGUACAAUAACCUCUGAUUCAAUGAAUAAUUGCAGUCGUGGUAACAUAACAAUACUGUUUUUAUGAUGCCUAUC
Molecule: messenger RNA, 5333 nt
Organism: Trichobilharzia szidati
Lineage: Eukaryota; Metazoa; Platyhelminthes; Trematoda; Strigeidida; Schistosomatidae
Source: the annotation of a GenBank genome assembly